GAGUAAAAUGGCUUUCCCUGCAGAUUAAUGCGACAAAUGAAGCAGCAAAAGCAGGCCUUCGAAGUCGUUCAAAGUUUUUCUUGUCUUGACAAUCUUUUUGUGGUUUUAAAUCUCUGAAAAUCCCAAAACUAUGAGCGUAAAAUCGUCGAUUAUUUAAUAAAUUACGAAAGCAGUAAUCAUGAAUCGAAAUUAUCGAGCGCAAGGAAGAAGUACGGCCCACAUUCUGCAAUUAUUUAAUAAACAAAAGCCCAAGUCUCCAGAACCGGUCCCGGAGGAAGUAAAAUUUCCAGAUACGAAGGCAGUUAUUGAGUCCACAAAUUCUUCACCUCCACAGAAAAAUGCAGCUUCCGAACUCAAUUCGAGCGAUAAUUUAAUUAUUUUCAAUGUUCUUAUUGGGAAAAAAUCUAACAAAAAGCACAAAACAUGGGAUGAAGAUGGAAUUUUAGAAGUUUGUGGAACUAAAGCUACGUUGAAGGAUUUACAAGGCAAAGUUAUAGGAAAAUUAUCAGUAACAGCAGAAACGGCAAUUGAAGGUUCAAUACUGUCAAUGGGCGGCAAAGAAAUACAAAUAAUUGAUAAAGCCUCUCACCCAAGCUCUUCAAAUCAAAAUAAAAAGGAAGAACGAAUUUCAGAGCCACCCUUGAAGAAAUUAAAAACUCAUCACAAAUUUGUACCGCUGAAAAAAUCCGGCAAGUCCCUUCUCCUGAGUUUCGAGCCUCUGAUAAUGCCGCGUCCAAAUGUGGAAAUACAAUGGUCAGAAGAGAAUCUCGAAAUUCACGACGUGUCCCUGGACGCUUGUUUAGCUUCCGUUGUCCGGCCUCAUCAGCGACACGGCUUGGUCUUCCUCUACAAAUGCAUAAUGGGGAUGAACGAUCCGAAUUGUUUCGGGGCCAUUUUGGCUGACGAAAUGGGUCUCGGAAAAACUCUGCAGUGUGUCGCUCUCGUCUGGACGUUGCUGAAACAAGGCCCUUAUGGAAAGGCAGUGAUAAAACGAGCCCUGGUUGUGGCUCCCAGUAGUUUGUGCGGCAACUGGAACAACGAAUUUGUGCGCUGGCUGGGUCUGCACAGAAUUUCCCCUUUCGUUGUUGAAGGGAAGAAGAAGCCUAAGGAUUUUUUAAAGUCUCCGCGAGCUUCUGUGAUGAUUAUCAGCUACGAGAUGUUUGUCAGGAAUGUCGAGGAAAUUAACGAAAUUGGUUUCGACCUCCUGAUAUGUGAUGAGGGACAUCGACUGAAGAAUAGUGAACUCAAAUCGUUGAAGUCACUCAACCAGUUACGCUGUCGUCGACGGAUUCUCCUCACAGGAACACCGGUGCAAAAUGAUCUCCAGGAACUCUACACCCUCGUCGACUUUGUCAAUCCCGAGAUCCUCGAGAGUUGCAAUUCCUUCAGAAAAUAUUACGAGCAGCCAAUAGUUGCCUCGCAGAGGCCUGACGCCUCCGAGGAAGUCGUCUCAUUGGGCCAGGAGAGGGCCAAGGAACUUCACGAAAAAACGAAGGUCUUCAUCCUCAGACGAACCAACGAUCUGAUCAACAAAUACCUUCCACAAAAGCACGAAUUGGUUCUCUUUUGUCGACUUGCGCGAAGGCAGGAAGAAUUGUACACGGUGAUCACGGAUUUCUUGAUGGCAAAGGACAUUUUUCAGACGAAUGUCAUGCCUCUGCACACCAUCACGGCUCUGAAGAAGGUUUGCAAUCAUCCAAAUCUCUUUUUGAGUGAUCAGAGCAAUUUACUCGCGGAUUUGAAGGCGGCUAACUUGAAUUAUGCUUUUCCGAAAGCGGAUUCGAUGGAGGACUCGGGAAAAGUGAAAGUGGUUCAGGCUUUGCUGCGGAGUUUGAAGGAAACUUCGGAAAAAGUUGUGCUUGUUUCGUAUUUUACGCAGACGCUUGAUUUGUUGGAGAAACUUUGUAAUCUGGAAGGAAUGUCUUCUUGUCGAUUGGAUGGCAAUACCCCUACUGUUUCGAGAACUAAAAUUGUCGACAAGUUUAAUGCAAAAGGAAGUACAACACGUGUAUUUAUGUUGAGUGCGAAAGCUGGCGGAGUCGGUUUAAAUCUAUCAGGAGCAUCCAGACUAGUUUUGUUUGAUUCUGAUUGGAAUCCAGCUUCAGACGCUCAGGCAAUGGGAAAUGCACUUUUGACGACAGGAACCAUAGAAGAGAAAAUUUACCAAAGACAAAUAAGCAAAACUAGUCUCAGUGAAGCAGUUUUCGAUGCAAAUCACUUUGCAUCCCUAAAACUGUCAACCAGUGAAUUAAAGGAUCUGUUCACUUUAACGAACGAUACGUUUUCUUUGACUCAUGAUUUGAUGCAGUGUAAAUGUGCUGAUGACAUUCAGGAAAUUGAGGGAAACGAAGAUAAGGAGAACGAAGCCGAUCUCAAUGAAUCUCGAGAUUGUCAGUUAGAUUUGCAAAAGAGUCCUGAACAAAUAAACAUUACAAUUAAUCAACUUCUUCGAUGGAAACAUUUUAAAUUUCCAGUUUCUGAGGAACUUCUUAAGGAACUAUUAUUGCAUCAGAUCUCGGACAUCAUAACAUUUAUUUUUCAAAAUUCGAGUGUUUAGGGAUUUAAUUUUACGAAUUAUGUGAGUAAUAUUAGAUAUUAUUUUUAAGUAACUCAUUCUCGAUUCUAAAAAUUUCAGUAUUUUAUUUUUUUAAAUACAUUUCUUAAACUAAACUUCAGCUGAAAGUAU
Belonocnema kinseyi is the source of this 2686-nucleotide messenger RNA. Its product is annotated as DNA repair and recombination protein RAD54B-like. The coding region runs from base 179 to 2557 and encodes 792 amino acids. The transcript is spliced from 12 exons. Gene Ontology annotation, molecular function: ATP binding; ATP-dependent chromatin remodeler activity; DNA translocase activity. Gene Ontology annotation, biological process: double-strand break repair via homologous recombination; reciprocal meiotic recombination. The record is from RefSeq and is a predicted model, not a curated record. Gene Ontology annotation, cellular component: nucleus. Lineage: Eukaryota; Metazoa; Arthropoda; Insecta; Hymenoptera; Cynipidae.